Toxorhynchites rutilus septentrionalis is the source of this 1110-nucleotide messenger RNA. Its product is annotated as tigger transposable element-derived protein 1-like. Gene Ontology annotation, cellular component: nucleus. NCBI's taxonomy places the organism in Eukaryota, Metazoa, Arthropoda, Insecta, Diptera, Culicidae. Bases 1 to 1110 code for a protein of 369 amino acids. The record is from RefSeq and is a predicted model, not a curated record. Gene Ontology annotation, molecular function: DNA binding. The transcript has 2 exons.
AUGGUCAGAGUCAAUGUUUGGUCCGCGAAAAGACCUGACAUCAGUAACAUUCGGAAAGUGCCGACCGUCAAUCAGUGCGUUAUCGAUCUGGGAGCAGGUCAUUUGGGUGCCCCCAGGCUCAAAAUGGAUGGUUUGCAAGGAUCCAGUACGAACGUUAACCGGAAACGGAGGAGCAAUUUCCUGACGCUGGUGGAGAAGGUUCGCAUAAUUGAAGAUUUUGAAGCAGGAGGUGGUACGCAUGACUUUCUUGGGAAGAAGUACGGCGUAGGAUCUUCUACGGUCACGAGAAUAAUCCAAAAGAAAGAAGCAAUUCGUGAGGCGGUGGACAAGUUCAAGGAAUAUGGUGUAAAUAAUCGAAAAACAUUGAAAGAGCAGACGUUCCCUUUGCUGGAAGAAGCUCUUUACAUCUGGAUUUUACAGCAGCGGCAGUCCAACAUUUUGUUGACAGUGGAUAUUCUUAAAGCAAAGGCGGAGCUGCUGUUUAAGAUGUUCCAGGACCGGGGGCUCUAUGCGGUGCACGGUUUUUCUGCUUCGGAUGGCUGGAUGCAUCGUUUUAAGCAGCGGUUUGGAUUGCGCGUGAAAGCCGUAACAGGAGAAAAGGCAUCGAUGAACGUUGAAGCGUAUCUAAAUUUCAAGAAGGUUCUACAGAAGAAGAUUCAGGAAAUGCAGCUAUCACUAUCCCAAGUCUUUAAUGCAGAUGAAUCUGCCUUGUUCAUCAAGCUCCUAGCCACAUGCUCUGUCGUUACCUGUGAUGAGACCGUGGCAAGCGGACGGAAGCAAAACAAGACAAGGUAUAAAGAUCAGGUGUAUGAUGCUGAUCAUAAUCCAGAUUGGGUAACCAGUGAAGUGUUCUCUGAUGACGAGAUUUUGUCAUCAGUUCUCAAGAAAGAUCAACCUGAAAUGCAAGAAGAAUGGUUGGUAGACACAGAAGAUGGAAGUAAUUCGUUUGAUACUUCCAUUACUAGUACCGGAGAUCCUGGUUUUGGCGAUGCAAUCAAGUCAAUUGAUUGCCUAGUUCGCUAUAUGAAGCAUGAUGUUGCAGAAGUAUGCCGUUUGAACGCGCUGCGUUCGAAAAUCACUGAAGUUGAAUGGUUAAAACGAGCAUGUUGA